Molecule: messenger RNA, 879 nt
Organism: Aspergillus niger
Lineage: Eukaryota; Fungi; Ascomycota; Eurotiomycetes; Eurotiales; Aspergillaceae
Exons: 2
Coding region: 1-879 (292 amino acids)
Source: RefSeq, a predicted model, not a curated record
AUGAUAAAUCAAUUCCAGGACCAGAUUCCUCAACCGCUCGUUGGGAUUGGUCACAGCAUGGGCGGGAUGCAGCUAGCCCAUCUCUCCUUGAUGCACCCAUCUCUUUUCGAAGGUCUCAUCCUCCUCGACCCAGUAAUACAGCGCGAGAACCCAGGCCGCAAAUUCGCCCAGGCAUCUACAUACAGACGAGACCUAUGGGCCUCGCGCGAGCAAGCAGCAGCGAAAUUCAAAUCGAAUCCAUUCUACCGGGCGUGGGAUCCCCGCGUGUUCGAGAGGUGGAUCCAAUACGGGCUUCGAGACCUUCCGACCCCAUUACACCCAAACACAGAUGACAUUGGGCCAUCCGCCGUUACGUUGACUACAACCAAGGCCCAGGAGUUAUUCUACUUCGUACGGCCUUCCUAUGUCGACGAGCGAUCCGGGCUUCCCCGCGGUAACCCUGAAAAGGAAAUGCAUCCGGAUGACCACGAUGCUGAUUAUCCCUUUUAUCGACCUGAAUCUGCAUGGAUGUUUCGUCGACUGCCCCAUUUGAAGCCACCUAUUCUCUAUCUGUUUGGGGAACGGUCGGAUCUGUCUUCUCCGGCUGCCCGUCAAGAGAAAGUGGCGACAACCGGUACGGGUCUGGGUGGUAGUGGGGGCGCAGCGCGUGGACUUGUUGAGGAAGUUGUGUUACCAUGUGGCCAUAUGGUUCCCAUGGAGCUGGUCCGGGAAAGUGCUGAAGCUAGUGCGGCGUUUAUUGACAAGAGGUUAUCGGACUGGGAGUCGAGGGUUUCGACGUUUCGCAGGGCGUGGGAGCGGGUGCCGCAUCAGGAACGGCUGAGCGUUGAUCAGCAGUGGGAGAGGCAUAUUAAUGGCUCUUCUAAGGGAUCUAAGCUUUGA